CACCCAGAAGGAGAAAGAAGAAAUUCAAACUUCGAGCUCCUUCGACUGCGGCCGCUCGCUCCUUUUUUUGGCUCCCAGUCAGACACAAGUGCUUUAAACGCGCACUAUGGAUCCGAAUUUACACCAACAUUUCGAAGUGAACACGCUGAACUUUAAGAGGUCUCUGGAUAGAAUCGCCGAAAAGUAUUCAAAAUUGAAGGAUGACGAUGACGUGCCAGACGUGGACAUCUCCAUAAUAUCGACGAAAUCUCUUUCCAGCCAAUUAACAAAGUCCAGACGCAGAAUCAUGAAGUUGGGGUUAAUGAGCCAGUCAGAUAUAGAAGAUCAAACCCUAAGCUCACACGUUUCAGACCACUCCCAGUUAACUUGGCAGAGUAAAGAUGAUGACAGCAGUGCCUCCAGCGGUGAAUGUUCUAAGGACUAUAGCGCAGAGAAGACGCAGGAGUCACUGGAUGAAAGCGGGAGGGAGCUGUCGGAGAGCGAGCUCCUUCCAGAGGACCAGGACGAAGCUCUGCAGAUGUCUCUGAGCAGCCAGAGCGGCUCCCUGGCGGAGCUCUACCCCAUGAUGGUUAGUCGGAUACAGAGAGCCUGGAACCGGCAGACCGUCUCUGUGGGCGCCAGCUCUGUGCUGCGGAGGUACCGCAGAUGGAGGCAGCAGCCUAAGGGGAACCUCAACAAGACGUUUAACAUCACGGCGUCUGCCGAGCGCCCAGAACCGCUGACCGGUAAGAGGCCUCUCCAGGAGGGCUCCGGCAGUCCUGGGAGGAGGAUGUGGCCCCAGAUGACGGCUCAUCCCGCCCCGUCCACAGUGGCCGUUCUGCAUGACGGAGAGCAUCAGUCUCCUGGCAGAGAGAGGGGAUUGCUGAGCGGACAGACCCCGCGUCUCAUCAGCGCACCGGACCUCUCCGGCGCCGCCAAACCCAAAGAGAGAUCGUUUAUGGAGACCUUCUUUGGGUGCGAGCUGUCCCCCCGUAAACAAACCCAGAUUGGAGAGCAGGGCGCCGCCAGUCCUUCACGGCGUCCCUACGCCGCUGCUAAAUGGUGCGUGGAUCCGCCCCUCAGGUUUAAGAGGCAUUCUGUCUCCUCUCACUCAGCAGAGGCCUCAUCCUGCACAGCAGAGACUGCCUCUGGGCCCCAGAGCUCCCGUAUCUACAGCUCCCCGGUCAGGCAGAGUCCUCUCAAGGCUAGGAAGGUGAGCGCCCUCUGCAGGUCUCCUCUUGCGUUUACCGUAAGCCCAAGAGAACCUGAUUGGGAGAGUUCAAGAGAGCCGACGUACCCGAGAUCUCUACCCGUCGUCGUGUCCUCUCCUCCGAAGAGGCCCGUCGGUCUGCUGAAGAUGAUGCUUCACCCCCAGGACUCCAGCCAGCCCCCCCGGCCACUGCCCCUGUCGCCUCUGCAGACCCGCGCUGCAGAUAACCAUCGCAGGCCAAGGCGGAACCUCUCCUUCGACUCCUCUUCGUCACGCCCCGUCUCCCUCUCCCCCAACAAGGUCGACGAGGAUUUCGAAAAGCUUUACCACAAGUUCGUGUGCCAGAGUAAACCCGUCGACUUCAGCGGCCUUCCUUCGCCGCGCGGAAGAAGCUCUGAGGCCAGACGGGUCCUCCUCUCCACGUCCUUGUCGGCGCUCGCCUUGUCGCCCCACCGCUCCAUCCUGAGGAAGCGCCACUGCGAGGACAGGUGCGACGGCUGCCCACAGCCCAAGCUGUUCAGGAAGGAAAACUAUCCCUACUCGCCGGGGUCCGCACGCCACAUGAGGGAGAUGCUGAAACGCUCCCACUCUCAGUCUGAGCUGGAGCCGUCCCACGGCGUUGGGCCCUGCAGCCCCAGGAGACUCAGAACCAUGGGGGCCUUGUUGAGCCGGCACCGGCUUCAGUUCUCUUCUUCUGGAGGUGCUCCGGAGAAUGAAGCGGUCUAUGUCUACCCUCCCUGGUGAUUUGUCUCGUGGAGAAGUUUGUUCCCUCCCAGACAUCGUUGUGUUGCUUGUUCUUCAACAUGUUGCUAAAUCAGGUUUAACAAAAACAUGCCUACAGUUCAAGUGCAUGAGCAGAAGACAGUUCACAGCUCUGGUUCCUAAUCCGUUUAAUAAUUGUAAUACAUCUGAACGGUGUAAUCUAGCUCUAAAAGUUGCCUAGUUGUAUGUUCUGUUGAACAGAUUGUUCUCCUGGCCU
This is a messenger RNA of Fundulus heteroclitus (mummichog), 2168 nucleotides long. RefSeq lists its product as uncharacterized. The coding region runs from base 107 to 1933 and encodes 608 amino acids. The record is from RefSeq and is a predicted model, not a curated record. NCBI's taxonomy places the organism in Eukaryota, Metazoa, Chordata, Actinopteri, Cyprinodontiformes, Fundulidae. The transcript has 8 exons.